This is a messenger RNA of Marchantia polymorpha subsp. ruderalis, 1185 nucleotides long. Lineage: Eukaryota; Viridiplantae; Streptophyta; Marchantiopsida; Marchantiales; Marchantiaceae. The record is from the annotation of a GenBank genome assembly.
GCUCGGGCUCCGUCGCGUGGAACACCUGCAGGCCGGCGCGCCCGGGCUCGGCCUGCCAUCGCACCUCGAAGCCUUGGCCCGCUGUGUGCGACUGCGACGGCGCCGACGCUGCGUCGACGAGCAGGUCGCCCCUCACGAAGCCCAGUCCCGCUGGCGCCUUGGGAAACGGAUUGUUGAACCGCCGGGACCCGCUCUUGGGAUUCUUCUUCAUCGCCUCUGCUUCUCGCCAGCUGCUGCUGCUGCUGCUAUGCAGGAUUCAACCGCACGGAUCCCCGCUGGAAUGGAUUCUCGGGUCGAUGAUCCAAUAUACGUAACUCGAUUGAGCUCUCGCUUUCUGUGGGCGCUGUGAAUUCUUCGAGUUCUAGAGGUUUAGAGCCAGAGAGGAAACCAUCGAUGUCGAGGAUUGCACGGUGUGCAAUUGAAGGAAGAAAAGGCGAAAGCUCUCGAAGUGUCGGCUUUCGGUGACGACUGGUUCAUCGAGGGCGAGAGAAUCAGAUCUGCAAAAUUUCGGCACGACUAUGUAUGAACUGCGCAACUCUCGCAUGGAAGAAAUUGACUGCCACGUCUAGAGAACAGAUGAAGCGAAUUCGUCAGCCAGUUCCAGAUUCUAACGACGAUGAGAAAUCCAACCGAUGCUGCAAUCUCCUGCCCUUCCAGGAAAAGGCUUCGCUCCCAUCACAUGUCUGCUCCGCCGUCUAUGAAUUCUGUCGAACGUACUCCUCCCCCGGCUCGUCACAUAUUCAUAUACUCGAAGAAGAGUUUGCUCUCGCAGUCAAACGCGUUCGUCGCCAUGAGAGUCAGUCAACCGGAAUCCAAGUGCAAACUACUUCAAAUUUAUUCGUUCUGCCUACUUAUGCUCGAGAAUCGAUCGGCCUGCCAGUCUGCGUCUACGAGGUCGAGGAAAGAUGGGACCUGGCGCGAGGGUCCUUAUAUACCCACGAGAUGGGUCCGAAGGUCGCCAGUUCGAAAGAGGCAGGACGAGAUUCAGCGUCAGAAUGAAUAUGCAGUGAUUUCCACGUGGCCUGCACCCCCAGGGGUCAAGAUCCAGAUCCUCCAUCGCCAGGUCUGCCAGUUCUCCGGCCCCACCGUCGCAGCGUUGACAUGGCCGUCCCGCAGUUGGUAAUUCCGCUCAGCCAAGAUCGGGAUUCCAUCUCCCCUUGAAUCCCCCUCCCCACUUCCGGGAAG